AUGGGUAGCAGGGCGGCCGAGCGCGUCGUCGUACUCGUACAGCAGCCUCCGGUCCAUGUCCACCCGGGACGCCACCGCGGCAGUCGUCGACGGCGCCGCCGAUGCCGACUACGACGCGGCGGCGGCCGUCGCGCGUCUGUGGGCAGCGGCGCGGUGGCAGUGUUGGUGGGCAGCUCGCGGCGGCGGUACGUGAUCAGCGCGGAGCACCUCAGCCACCCGCUGAUCGCCGCGCUCAUCGACGACGGGCGGCACAAGGACCAGCCCAUCGCCGUCAACUGCGAGGUGGUGCUGUUCGACCACCUGCUGUGGAUGCUGGACAACGCCGUCGACCUCCACGGCGAGGGCGACGACGACGCCAUGAGGGAGCUGGCCCAGCUCUACGCGUGCUGA
This is a messenger RNA of Miscanthus lutarioriparius, 390 nucleotides long. The record is from the annotation of a GenBank genome assembly. NCBI's taxonomy places the organism in Eukaryota, Viridiplantae, Streptophyta, Magnoliopsida, Poales, Poaceae.